Messenger RNA from Xyrichtys novacula (pearly razorfish), 2466 nucleotides. Lineage: Eukaryota; Metazoa; Chordata; Actinopteri; Labriformes; Labridae. The record is from the annotation of a GenBank genome assembly.
UGCCCUCACAGACAGCCCUCAGCAUCACCGAAACUCGUCAAAGGCUUUCCCAGCAGCGCAGCAUGCCCUCCACACUCAGUGAGUUAUUUGCAGCCCGGGCUGCGCAUGUUUCCUGCUUCACUUCCUCUUUUCGUUCAUUCAUUCAGACUUGCUUUUCCUUACAGACAGCUACCUGCUCAUGGCCACUCUGCUGCAAGUUGCUCUGGGAUCUCCGAUCAAAGUUGCAACUCUUGAGAACCUGGCAGGUGACCCCUCAGGUGAGGAAGGGGAGCUGACCUCAAACCUUCUGAGUGACUCUGGGAUCUGGGAACUGAUCCUCAGUGUGACCAACAAUCUCCAAAAAGAGGUGAGACUUUAUCUUGAAGGAAUCCAGCUAGAUGUUUCAAGCACGCUUAAAGAAAACUCCUCUCCUGACUCUCUUUAUAAUUCCCUCUUUUAGUUUGAAGCUGAAUUUGGAAACCAGGUGAGUUAUCACAUACUGGAGGACUACAACAUCUCCUCACUCCCAGAAAGCUGCACCUACUCCAACUUAAGCAAGGUACGUCCUCUCUUCUAUUGCUUUGAUUGCCUUUAGGAUUCAUGACUGGAGUUUGUUUGAGGCGCUGAUGCUGAUUUUCUGCCCUCUCUACAGGAAGCAUGUCUCCAGAGAUUGGCCGAGGGUCUGUUUAUGUACAAAGUUCUCCUCAAGCAUGUUGAGAGGGAGUAUCCCAGCAACCUCAAAAUCUCUGAAGCCAGACUCCAUUGCGGCCAGCUGAUCAGCCUCAUCAGAGACAACGUGAGUCUAAGAUACGAGUACUUGUCUUUACUACAAAGAACUACUCACUGAACUACAGCUGUAGUGAUCAAUUAUUAUAGUGACUCAGUAUUUUGUUGAUUGUUCUGGGCAUUGAUUAAGUAAUCUAAUAAGAAAUGCUGUGUGCUCAGGUACCUGAGUGCUGUCAGACUGUAAAGUUCGCUCAGAAAAAGCAGAAAACGUAGUUGAACUGUUAGGUCUUUCCAAGAGAGACGGUAAAAAGGUGACUCAUGUACCGGCAUGAGGAGGAUUAACAGUCUUUUGAAAGUGCGAGCUAAUCAAAAUGAAAUCUAGAGAAAUUUAAAGCUCCUGUAAGUCAUGUUCUGUUUGUGUCAAUGUUGGCACCACUUGUAAACAAAGCAGUCUUUGCUUAGCUUUUUAUUUAUAGAUUUCAGUAGGACAAAAAUCUCAACCUUAACAACAAAAUGUACCGUUCAUUGUUAAAAAUCACUAGUGAAAAAUAUACGUACAGGGCUGCCUCUUUAAGGCUGACACCUACCCUCUCCAGCAGGUUUCAGGCAGUAAAAUUUGUGUAAAACAGUCAGUGUCGUCACUAAGAGUCUUGUUUGCUUUUGAAUACCAUAAAAAGGUAUUACUAUGAAUAUUAUAUUGAAAAAGUCCUCACAAGAGCUUUAAAACUACAAGUGACAAGGAUGAGAGAAUCACUGAGUGUGUCGGCUUUAUGUUGAAAUAAAUAUUCAAACAACGAUGAAAACAGAAAUCUUUUCCAGCCUCCAGGCUUUUUAAUAUUCAAGUUACUUCACUGAUUCACAUUCCUGUUUCGGUGCUUCACUGAACAUUAAUUUUUGAAUCAAAUACCUUUUGAAUUAACCACAGUAAGUCAUAUUUUCACCUGCUUUGCAAACAAUCAGGUGUAUUGCACAUGCUCUAUGCGCCCCUCAUGAGUUCAACAUGUCUGCUGGGAGCUUAACAAGUCAAGUGAUCAUGUUUCUGACAUGUGUUUCACAGAUGAGGCACCCUGAACGUGUCACAGAGAUGACCAGCAGCCAAGAGGAGCAGCUUUUGAAGGAAAUCAGCAGCCCCUAUGCUUUCCAAAGAAAGAUGACGGCACACAGCAUCCUGCUCCAGCUCCGCAACUUCCUUCUCAAAGGCAAAAGGGCGAUCAAAAAAAAGGAAAAGGCUGGACAGAGCAAGACACCCAUCAGCCUCAAUUCAACGAUGUAAAAAUGAGGAGCCGGUUAUGGUGGAAUACCUCAGAGAAAUUACGUUGUUCUAACGCUUAAGUUUGUUUGUUUUAAAGGAGAACAGCCCGCUUAGUGUUGGUGCUGUUUCUGACACUGUCAAGGCCUCAGGGCUGGAAUUACCCAGUGUUACACAAUUUAUUUAACCUAUUUAUAUUUACCGAAAAGUGUUAUUUAUUGGUCAGAGUAGAAUCCAAGACUGUGACUUUUCUGCACUAUAUGCGUUUUUCUUUUUCUUUUACAAUUAAGUUAUUUAAAUAUGAAAAUUGUAUUUAUGAAUUUUGACCAUUUUAAUACAUUGUAAAAAAAAUCUGAAGAGAUUAUCGUGUGAUCAUUCCUGUAAACAGUGAUUUUUACACUGAAAAGACUGAGCUGCUAUUCAUUUACGUUUGUCAUUAUUUAAGUGAAUUUGCCGUUUAUUUUAUUCUAAUUCCAUGAUCUUUUUGUAAUGAUCCGAGCACAUAAAAAAUG